AUGUUGGAAAGGGACGAGGUCUCUUGGAAUUCGAUGAUUUUGGGGUAUGUCUACUGGGGAGAGGUUGAAAAGGCAAGGGAGUUGUUUGAAGAAAUGCCUCUAAGAGGGAAUGUGGUUUGUUGGACUGCAAUGAUAAAUGGGUAUGGGAAAGAAGGGAAUUUGGUGGAGAUGUUGGACUUGUUUUGUGACAUGCUAGUCUCCGCUGAUGAGGCCGAACCCAACUCAGCAACAAUGGUCUGCCUUGUCUCUGCAUGUUCAAGUCUUGCUAAUUUUGAAGUUGUAAGAUGGAUUUCUACGUUCAUUGAUGUUAAUGCCAUUCCUCUGAACAUUUUCUUGUCUACUGCUCUUAUAGACAUGUACUCAAAAUGUGGAGAUGUUGAGAAGGCUCGAAGAAUCUUUGACAGAAUGUCCAGCAAGAAUUUGGCAUCUUGGAAUGCCAUUAUCACUGGUUAUGUGCAGAAUGGUUUAAUGGAAGAGGCAAUUCAAUUAUUUAUUGCAUGA
This is a messenger RNA of Alnus glutinosa, 501 nucleotides long. RefSeq names its product pentatricopeptide repeat-containing protein At3g62890-like. NCBI's taxonomy places the organism in Eukaryota, Viridiplantae, Streptophyta, Magnoliopsida, Fagales, Betulaceae. Bases 1 to 501 code for a protein of 166 amino acids. Gene Ontology annotation, biological process: RNA modification. Gene Ontology annotation, molecular function: RNA binding; protein binding. The record is from RefSeq and is a predicted model, not a curated record. The transcript has a single exon.